Vicugna pacos (alpaca) is the source of this 3013-nucleotide messenger RNA. The record is from RefSeq and is a predicted model, not a curated record. Lineage: Eukaryota; Metazoa; Chordata; Mammalia; Artiodactyla; Camelidae.
CUCUAUGGUUUUGAUGCGGGCGGGGAGCUCGCAAGGCCUGCCGGGACUGUGGGAGUUUCCGGUCUUGGCCGUGGCGGGAGUGUUUGGAAGCUUUGCUCCUGGGCGAAAGCAUGUCUCAGGAACGCGCGGUCCCAGCGAGCGCGGUUCCCCUGGAAGAAAUAAGUAGCUGGCCGGAGGAGCUAUGCCGCCGGGAGCUGCCGUCCGUCCUGCCUCGUCUCCUUUCUAUGUAUCAGAAUUCUGACGGUUGGAUUGAGCAUAUUCAAAUUCUGAAAAUUAUCGUAGAAAUGUUUUUACCUCAUAUGAACCACCUGACAUUGGAACAGACUUUCUUUUCACAAGUACUGCCAAAGACUGUGAAAUUAUUUGAUGACAUGAUGUAUGAGUUAACAAGUCAAGCCAGAGGACUGUCAAGCCAAAAUUUAGAAAUCCAGACCACUCUAAGAAAUAUUUUACAAACAAUGGUACAGCUAUUAGGAGCUCUUACAGGAUGUGUUCAGCAUGUCUGUGCCACUCAGGAAUCCGUCAUUCUAGAAAACAUUCAUAGUCUUCCCUCCUCAGUCCUACAUGUAAUCAAAAGUACAUUUGUGCAUUGUAAGAAUAGUGAAUCUGUCUAUUCUGGGCAUUUACACCUAGUCUCAGACCUUCUGCAAGCUCUUUUCAAGGAGGCCUAUUCUCUUCAAAAGCAGCUAAUGGAACUGCUGGAUAUGGUUUGCAUGGACCCUUUAGUAGAUGAGAAUGAUGAUGUUUUGAAGAUGGUAGUAGUUAUUCAUUCAUUGUUGGGUAUCUGCUCUGUUAUUUCCAGUAUGGACCAUGCAUUUCAUGCCAAUACUUGGAAAUUUAUAAUUAAGUCAUUAAGUUAUCAACAGGUAAUAGGGCAGUGAUUGAAAGUAAAAUAUUGUCUCAUAAGUUUAGCUAAUUUCAUAUUCUUUUCCUAUUUAUUAUGCAUUUUUAUUUCCUUGUUUUUGGAGCAGGAUAAUGCUGACUACAGAUUAUUUCAGAAAACACUCAAAUUGUGUCGUUUCUUUGCCAACUCCCUUUUGCACUAUACUAAGGAAUUUCUUCCUUUCCUCUCUGAUUCUUGCUGUACGUUACACCAGCUUUAUCUUCAGAUACACAGUAAGUUUCCACCAAGCCUCUAUGCUGCCAGGAUUUCAAAAGCACAACAGGAGGAAAUAGCAGGUGCUUUCCUGGUUACACUGGAUCCACUCAUCAGUCAGCUUCUCAUAUUCCAACCUUUUGUGCAAGUGGUUUUGGACAGUAAAUUAGGUAGGCUUCAAAACAGUCUUAAUGUUAAAUCAUUUCUUACUAAUCAUGACGUGUUAGAGAUGGGGUUGCUUUCCCUUAUAUACAUCAUGGACAAGCUGCCCUCGCAGCCCGAGGCUGUGCAGGCCCUGUGGUGCGCAGACAGCCAGGUCUCAGGAGCUACAACCAGGGUGUCUCUACUCAAAGGCAUUUUCUCCAGUUUUGAGCAGUGUUCUGGUGAACUCUCUCUACCUGUCUGUUUACAAGGAGUAAGGAGUAAAGGGCAAGCUGAAGCUGCUGUCACCUUGUAUCAGCACGUUUGUGUUCAUCUGUGUGCAUUUAUCACUUCCUUUCAUCCCUCACUGUUUCCUGAACUGGAUACUGCUCUGUUGGAUGCUGUGCUUAGUGCUAAUAUGAUCACCUCUCUGUUAGCUAUGGAUGCAUGGUGCUUCCUUGCUCGGUAUGGGACUGCUGAACUCUGUGCCCACCAUGUCACCAUAGUGGCUCAUCUGAUAAAGUCUUGCCCUGGAGAAUGUUACCAGCUCACCAACCUAGCAAUACUGCUGAAGCGUCUCUUCUUCUUCAUGGCCCCACCUCAUCAGGUGGAGUUUAUCCAGAAAUUUUCCCCGAAAGAACCAGGAAAUCUGCUUCUGUGGCAGUACAUUUCCUUUCAGGCAUUACCUGCUGAUCUUAGGCGACAGACCGCCCGCGAGGUCAGCAGGGUGUGCACCGCGCAGUGCAGGGAGUGGCUAGGCAGCAGUCGCACGGUGGGGGAGCUGGAGUCUCUGAACACGGUGCUCUCUGCUUUGCUUACUGUGUGUAAUUCUGCUGGGGAAGCUUUGGAUAUUGGACAACAAACUGCAGUUACGGAAGUCGGGAGUCAGCUUUGGGCUCUUUUAAACGUUAAACUGGUAACAGGUCAACCUUACGUUCAACAGACACUCAGCCUUUUACUUCCACUAUUGGGAUUUUUCAUUCAAACUCUAGAUCUUCAGCUGAUAAGUCAGGUGGUCACUUUGCAGAACUCACUACUUAAACUAGAGCCUCCCGACCACGUGCGUUUGGCAGUGCUUGAUUUUGUAUCCUCUGUAGGAAAACUUUUUAUACCUCAGGCUAUGCAGGACAAAAUUCUGCCCAACCUGUCUUCUAUUUUUGCCUCACUGCUGGCUGACAGGAACUGGUUACUAGAACAACAUACCUUGGAGGCAUUCACUCAGUUUGCAGAGGGAACAAAUCAGGAAGAGAUAGUUCCACUGUGUCUCAGUUCUGAAGAAACAAAGAACAAAGUUGUAUCCUUUCUGGAGAAGACGGGGUUUGUAGAUGAAACUGCAGAUGCCCGAGUGGAACGUAUCAAACAGGAGAAAGGUAUUUUCUGGGAGCCCUUUGCUAAAGUUACUGUGGAAGAAGCAAAGUGGUCAUCUUUACAGCCUUACGCAAAGAGAGCCCGUCACGAGCUCCCCGUGGAAGAAGAGUACAGGGCAGCAGUGCAGGCGGCGGCAAGGGCCUUGGGGGCAAUUGAGUCAUUACUCCAGCAGUCCGUUCCCCCAGACUGGCUUCUAACAGAAAUGGAGGCGCUCCACGAAAGGAUCGACGAGCUAAAACGCCAUGUGGUUUAAGGUGACAUGUGAGUGGACUGGACCACAUUAGCACCAGAUAGAGUUGGAUAUCAUUUUUCGUCAUCCUGCAAUAGAUUCUUUAAGUGAAAAUAUUGAUGUAAUUAUGUCUGUAUAUUUUCUAACACAUAAAACAACUUUUGUAAAGUUGAAUCUAA